Molecule: messenger RNA, 1616 nt
Organism: Toxorhynchites rutilus septentrionalis
Lineage: Eukaryota; Metazoa; Arthropoda; Insecta; Diptera; Culicidae
Gene: UQCR-C1
Product: mitochondrial-processing peptidase subunit beta
Exons: 3
Coding region: 111-1535 (474 amino acids)
Cellular component (GO): mitochondrion
Molecular function (GO): metalloendopeptidase activity; metal ion binding
Source: RefSeq, a predicted model, not a curated record
CGUCAGAAAAUAUUCGAUCGAUUUCGGGCAGCAAGUUUUUGUUCCCGUCUCUAGUUGGCCGUCUGGGAAAAUUAUUCAACAUCCUGCAUAGUUUUCAGCCACCAAUAAUAAUGGCAUCGUUGUUGAAGCUAACAAACAGCUACCGGCUGACUGCUGGCCGCGGAAUGCAGCUAGUUCAGCGGCUGAAAUCUUCGAACGCUGCUGAUUUUCGCGCAGCAUUGGUAAAUGUUCCGCCAACCGAGGUGACCCAGCUGGAUAGUGGGCUGCGUGUGGCCAGCGAAGACUCUGGUUCUCAGACCGCAACGGUUGGAUUGUGGAUCGAUGCCGGAUCACGGUACGAGGAUAGCCGCAACAACGGUGUCGCUCACUUCCUGGAGCAUAUGGCCUUCAAGGGUACCGCCAAGCGUUCCCAGACCGACCUUGAGCUGGAGGUUGAGAACAUGGGAGCUCAUUUGAAUGCAUACACAUCCCGCGAACAGACCGUCUUCUAUGCCAAGUGUCUGUCGAAAGACGUUCCUAAAGCUGUUGAAAUUCUGUCCGAUAUCAUUCAAAACUCGAAGCUCGGAGAAUCGGAGAUUGAACGCGAACGGGGAGUGAUUCUGCGUGAAAUGCAGGAAGUCGAAAGCAACCUUCAGGAGGUUGUUUUCGAUCAUCUGCACGCAACCGCCUACCAGGGAACCCCGCUGGGUAAUACCAUAUUGGGACCGACUAAAAACAUUCAAUCGAUUGGGAAAUCCGAUUUGCAAGCUUACAUCGAUUCCCAUUACAAGGCCCCCCGAAUUGUGCUGGCCGCUGCCGGAGGGGUUAAGCACAAUGAGCUCGUUAAGUUGGCUCAAUCCAGCUUGGGCAAGGUGGGUAGUACUUUCGAUGGGAAGGUCCCGGACCUGUCGCCAUGUCGCUUCACUGGUUCCGAGGUGCGCGUUCGUGACGAUUCGCUGCCUUUGGCUCACGUUGCCGUCGCCGUCGAGGGCUGUGGGUGGACGAACCAGGAUAAUGUCCCCCUGAUGGUGGCCAACACGCUGAUUGGUGCCUGGGAUCGUUCACAGGGUGGUGGUGCAAACAACGCCUCGAAGUUGGCUGCAGCAUCGGCUCAGGAUAAUCUCUGCCACAGUUUUCAGUCGUUUAAUACCUGCUACAAAGACACCGGUCUGUGGGGAAUCUAUUUCGUGUGUGACCCGCUGAAGUGCGAGGACAUGAUGUUCAAUCUGCAGGGCGAAUGGAUGCGUUUGUGCACGAUGGUCACCGAGAGUGAGGUCGAGCGCGCUAAGAAUCUGCUCAAAACCAACAUGCUGCUGCAGCUGGAUGGCACCACUCCCAUAUGCGAAGACAUUGGCCGCCAGAUGCUGUGCUAUAACCGCCGUAUUCCGCUGCAUGAGCUAGAGAAGAGAAUCGAUAGCGUCAGCGCUCAGAACGUUCGCGACGUUGCGAUGAAAUACAUCUUCGAUCGUUGCCCGGCGGUGGCCGCCGUUGGACCAGUCGAGAAUCUGCCCGAUUACAUGCGAAUCCGUGCUUCGAUGUAUUGGCUUCGGGUGUAAGUGAGAAACCAGGCUAGUUUUUAGUGAAGAGAAGGAGCUUAAUCGGUAUGAACACAAGCCAAUAAAAAGGGGCGAAAAUUA